Molecule: messenger RNA, 324 nt
Organism: Penicillium diatomitis
Lineage: Eukaryota; Fungi; Ascomycota; Eurotiomycetes; Eurotiales; Aspergillaceae
Exons: 1
Coding region: 1-324 (107 amino acids)
Source: RefSeq, a predicted model, not a curated record
AUGAGGAGUGGAGACCCGCAGAAUCGCGUUGCAUACUCCACACUCAGUGGACAUGGACGACGUCCAAGCUACCCCGAACGCUCUCAGCUGAUCUAUCAGAGCAAGGAAAUCCUCGACAGUGAUCCAGAUCAGGCUUUCGAAUCAAGAGUUGCUGUCUGCUGCCGUGGUCGUCAGGUUCCUGUAUCCAUGUCUCAUUCUGCCAAGCUCAGCCUCUUCCACCACCCUAUCACGCUGGCUAUCACCAUCUUCCAAGUGACCAUUUCCUCGCCCCUCGAGAAGCCAGUGGAGUCAUAUUGGAUGUCUCGACUAGUGCAGAACUGGUAG